CGUGCGGCCGAACCGACGCGCGCGCUAGUGUUUCUUCAGGCAAGUACGUACGUACGUGCUGUGCACUGGCGUCAUGGCUCAUGACGUCUUCGGCCAGCACGCAGUCGUGUCGGCUCGUCGUCGCUGCAGAUAGAGGCCGGCCGGUACAUGCCUGCCGGUCACGCACACGCACUGUCUCGCGGUCAACUACGCGCACGCUGGUUAAUACGUAACGUACGGGCUCAUUAUUUCACAGGUAUCGUUGCACACGGCACAUGCAUGUGAGCUGCAGCACGGAGCAGCUGUCCAGGCACGCGCGCGAUGCAAGUUCUCUCGUGCUCGUGCAUGUUGCGUUUGAAUGUUUGUUAUGGCUAAUGGAAGGAAUGGGGGAGUGUAAUUUUUAUAAUCAUAUUGCCAGUAUGAUUAUUGGGAUUCUUAUCACUUAUUAGGAGCAUGCAUCCAUCCAUAAUAAGGACCAUAAGCACGAGUUCAGACUUGUACCAGCACAGCAGGCAACGUCAGAGAAUCGACGCACCCAGACGCAGUCCUGUCUGGCAAGUUGCAACGUGGGGGCCCUGUUGGGUCUCACUCUGUUGCCUGUUGGCCAUUGCCUGACGGAAUCAGCAGCGCUCGAACCACAAGUACCCUAACAAUACGUCCAUAACAAUAAGCAGCAGGAAUCUGAAUUAAGUGAAUAACACCAGAACUGUGCUCACUGAUGGUCUCAGUCCUGCGUGGGCCUCGUUCAGGCUUCAAACUAGCAGGUACUAAUACAGUACCUUGCAAAAGUGAGUGGGCCGGGGAUAUGCAUUUGGGCGAAAAGCAACUGGUCCACUUGAUAUCUCCUCAUCUCAUCUCAUCUCAGCGGCAAACUCGAUUAGCCUGUAGUGAGAGCUGAGAUGAGAAUAAGAGGGACAAACGCGCGAGGCCUCAGGUUCACGUGUCACGGGCUCACGUUUAAAAUGAAGGCUGCAGGGCUGCUGAAUAUAUCCUGACACGUUACUGACGAAAAACGCAACUACUCACGUUCUCACGGCUUCACGUUCUCACGGAGUACUCCUGUAUUUCCACUUCGGCUUUCAUUGUGGUCGCUCUCCCCUCACGGCCUCACGUACUGACCAGUGAUCAGAUUACCUUUCCGCUCAGACAUGGAAGCUUUCUCCAAUUUUCUUCUUGUUCGUCAAUGGCCUCGCAAAGCCUGGGAUGUCGCCCAUGGGCUGAUCACUGAUGGUGGGCUCCGGCCUUAAGCUUUAGCGCCCAAUCGGCCCAAGGAUUUUGUUCGAACCAACCAGCCGCUGACCAAAAGAAAAGGUUAUCGAAUAUAUUCAAUCGGUCGAUAAGCAUGAAUGAAACCAACCAAUUGUCUAAAAAUUGGCUAAUUGCAAUGCACGACCAGACCAGGCCAAACCAAACCGCCAUCGCGCAAACAACGAUAUCGACGUCGCAACUCGCAAAUGGCCCCUCGAUACGCCACCGACGAGAGAGAUAUCCGACCGUGACUCGGUGACACGAAUCCGAGCAGAGCCUCCGGCGGCAACCGGGGCGCGGGCCGGCACGUACAACGUAGGCACUGGCCAGGCGCGCGGGAAUCGGGGAUGGACGCGCUUCGCCCGCAGGUCCUGCACGUAGCCGUGGCCGGCCACGCGCUGGCCGUGGUGGAGCGCGACGGCACGAGCGACCCGGCCACCGGCCGCGUCCUCACGGGCUCCUGGCUGUGGGACUCCUCCCUGGUGCUGGCCGCCCACCUCGCCGCGGACUCCCGCGCCAGGCGCCGCCUCCUUGGCGCCACCGUCGUGGAGCUCGGCGCGGGGAGCACAGGGCUCCCGGGCGUCGCGGCCGUGGCCUGCCUCGGCGCCGCGCGCUGCGUGCUCACGGACGUGGCCGCGCUGCUCCCGGGCCUCAGGGCCAACGCGGACGCCAACGGGCUGGGCGCCGCGCGCGCCGACGUGCGCGAGCUCCGGUGGGGUGAUCGGCUCCAGCUCGAGGACGACGACGAGAGGGUGGGCGUCGUGCUCUUGUCCGACGUGUUCUAUGACCCCGACGACAUGCCGGCGAUGGCGGCCACGCUGCGCGGGAUGUGGUGGACGGACGGCGAUGAUGACGAGGACGGCGGCGGCACCGUGGGGUGGGCGGCGAGCGAGGUGCGGGACAGCGUGCUGGAAUGCAUGGACGUGCUGCGGGAGCAUGGCUUUGAGGUGGCCGAGGUCGACAGGGUCACCCGCCCGCUGCUGCGUGACCCCGGAGAGACUGCCGCCUUCGCCGUCUAUCGCGUCUUGCUCCGACAAGGCGACAAUGGGAUUGGGAGUUGACUUUGGUUGCUCGCUAAGCUACUAGCAGAAUGUACACUUGUCACCUUUGACUUUCACGUUGCCUGUGCAGUAAAUCAUUUUCACUUUUCAUUUUUCAUUGUCGCACAUAUAUGGCAACUUGUACUACUUGCCCAUUCAUUUUUCUGCAACUUGUAGUUCCUUUUC
Sorghum bicolor (sorghum) is the source of this 2453-nucleotide messenger RNA. RefSeq lists its product as uncharacterized. The coding region runs from base 1575 to 2288 and encodes 237 amino acids. Lineage: Eukaryota; Viridiplantae; Streptophyta; Magnoliopsida; Poales; Poaceae. The record is from RefSeq and is a predicted model, not a curated record. The transcript has a single exon.